CAACUGGUACAUCUUUGAACUGUAGGAAGGAACCAGAGCACCCAGAGGAAACUCAUGCAGUCACACAGACGUACAAACUCCUUAAACUGAACCCAAAGCCUGUGCAAACCACUGUUACCAUGCCACCUGAGUAGCAACACACAAUACAAGAGUCUGGGAUCUAAGGCCACAGCCUCAGAAUAAAGGGCAUCAGUUGUAAUCAGAGAUAAGGAGGAAUUUAAUCACAAACAAGAGAAUUUCCAACACAAAAUGCUGGAGGAACUCAGCAUUCUGUGUGUUGAUGAGGAGGAAUUUCUUCAGCCAGAAGGUGGUGAUUGUGGAACUUGGUGCCACAGAGAACUGUGAAUGCCAAGACACUAGAUAUAUUUAAGCCAGAGAUCAAUAGGUUCUUGAUUGGUGAGGAUGUUAUGGGGAGAUUGCAAGCAAAUGGAGCAGAACAAAAACAAACAUGAUUGAACAGCACAGCUGACCCGAUGAGCCUAAAUGUCUAAUUCUGCUCUACAUCAUAUGGUCCCUUAACUAGUUACAACCCAAGCAAAAUAUUGGAUGUAUGAAAAAUUACGAAUUUGAAACUUAAAAACUUCAAUGAUUCAAUAUAGAACUAGAUUGUAUUGCGUUAUUCUACUCAGCGCAAUUUUGAAAUUACAAAAAAAGACUGGAGGUUUAAAAGCAAAUUUGAACUUUAGUCAGUAGUUCCAGUGAUGAGAGGGUGCACUGAGCCGACACAACUCAAUGGACGCUCGGGUCGAUCGGCUUUCCGUAGUGCGCAUGCGCCGGUAGGACCUCUAUCCGCAGCGGACCGCCUGAGAACACGUCCCACGGAUUGACCCAACAUGCGUUACUACAUGGGGAUUGAUGUGGGGACUUCAAGUGUGCGGGGAGCACUUGUAGACCAAAAUGGCAAAGUGAUGGUCCAGGCUGAACAACCAAUCCAGAUCUGGGAGCCACAACCAGAAUACUAUGAGCAGUCUUCUGCUGAUAUCUGGGCUGCAUGCUGUACUGUUUCAAAGAAAAUAACUCAGAUGGUUGACUUGAGCCAUAUCCAAGGCAUUGGCUUUGAUGCCACCUGCUCUCUUGUUGUACUUGAUGAAAACUUUGAACCUCUAGCUGUGAACGCAGAAGGGGUGAACAAUAGGAACAUUAUCAUGUGGAUGGAUCAUCGAGCGGUUGAUCAAGUAGACCGAAUAAAUCAAACAAAACACUCUGUGCUACAUUAUGUGGGCGGAGUGAUGUCCCCAGAAAUGCAGCCACCAAAGCUUCUUUGGUUAAAAGAAAAUCUGCGAAGCAUUUGCUGGGAAAAAGCUGGUCAUUUCUUUGAUCUCCCUGAUUUUCUGUCUUGGAAGGCCACAGGUGCAACUACAAGAUCUCUCUGUACCUUGGUUUGUAAAUGGACAUACUCUGCACAAACGGGCUGGGAUGACUGCUUCUGGAAGCAAAUUGGACUCGAAGAUUUAACAGUCAAUAAUCAUUCUAAAAUAGGGAAUCAUGUGUUGUCUCCUGGAAGCCGAGUCGGAAAUGGCCUGACAUCAGUUGCUGCUCAAGAACUGGGAUUACCCAAGGGAACUGCUGUGGCAGUGUCUUUGAUCGAUGCCCAUGCUGGAGGUUUAGGUGUGAUUGGAGCAGAUGUAAGAGAUUCCAACUUGCCUUGUGAGAACAAGCCAAUAACUUCAAGGCUUGCUCUCAUCUGUGGAACAUCCUCCUGUCACAUGGCGAUUAGUAAAAGCCCCAUAUUUGUACCUGGUGUUUGGGGUCCUUAUUACUCUGCUAUGGUACCUGAUCUAUGGCUAAAUGAAGGUGGACAAAGUGUGACAGGAAAACUGAUAGAACACGUUGUUAAAAGACAUGCUGCAUUGCCAGAGCUGGAGUCCAGAGCCAAGGCCAGUGGGAAGAAUGUCUAUAUGUACUUAAACUGUCACCUGGAGUCCAUUAAAAAGUGCUCUGCUGUGGGCAUGCUAACAGAAGAUUUACAUGUUUGGCCUGAUUUCCAUGGUAACAGAUCUCCCUUAGCAGAUCCUACCCUAAAGGGCAUGAUAACCGGAUUAGCACUGUCCAACAGUAUUGAUGAUCUUGCAAAGCUGUACUUAGCAACAAUUCAAGCAAUAGCACUAGGAACCCGCCACAUAUUGGAAACAAUGCAGAAUGCGGGACAUCAAAUCAAUACCCUCUUUAUGUGUGGUGGAUUGAGCAAGAAUCUCCUGUUUGUCCAAAUGCAUUCAGAUAUCUCAGAAGCGAUUCUAUUUAUGCUGGUCAGGAAAACAGGAGCGGACAGAGUUUUGACUUUGAUUUGUAGAGGUAUGCCAAUCGUCCUUGCCGAGGAGGUGGAGUCAGUUUUAGUGGGUGCUGCUAUUCUGGGAGCCUAUGCCUCCGGGGACUUUAAAUCUAUUCAGGUAUUAUGACAACAAAUAUAAAGUCUUCCUGAAGCUUGUUGAUCACCAGAGGGAAUACAGAACUAUUAUGCAAAACGUCUGAUUGCCACAGCAUUCUAGAGAAAAUGGCCAGAGUUCAUUCAAAAUCCUUUACACUUUCCAAGUGAAAUUACUGUUACUAGAUCACUGCCUUUAUUCUUUAUGUGAAAGAUUGUACUGCAUAAAAUGUAAACUGAAAUUCUGGAUGAUUCAGUUGGAAAAAUGUAUAUUGGAUGCGUCCAAUAAAAAAUAAUUUAAUGUAAAAACUGUUAAAAUGUGCAAGCAGUUUCAUUUUUGUAAUAACAUUAAACUAUCUUGUAAAUCAGAGGUUCACACCAGGGAGAUUCACACAGAUGUCAAGUUGUUCUCUGAAUUGAGGUUCCAGCCGCAUAUGCAUUGAAAUUGCAGUGGCAAGUUUAUUUUUCACUAAUGCCAUCAUUGUAAAUGUACACAAAAACGUGUUAAAUUAUUGAUUGUCAUUGACUUAUUAUUUGGAAGAAAGGACUUUACAAAUUUAUAAUAAACCAAUGCUGAAGGUCAUGUGGGAAAAUACAACACCUGCUUUUAACACUAUCUCCGUAUUAGGAGCAGGCUUGGUUUGGUGGGGUCCAGGGGGUAUUCAAAAUAAUGGAUAGGACACCUCAUACUGCUCUCCCAACACAUUUGUGCCAGCAAUCAAUAUAAUUGUAAUGUUUCCUGCAAUUUUUUUGGCCAUCUGCACGCAGCCUCUUCAUUACAUAAUUGUCAGGUUGUUAAGACCCGACACUAUCCAAUCUGCAGCUUACAACAGCUGUACUAAUGCCUGAUCACCUCCACCUUCCUCUCCCCCAGUGACUAAAACCAGGGGAGGCCCAGGUAAGCUAUUAUUUUUAUUUCUGUAAAGUUGUCUUGCUGGCUGAGAAGAAUAUCUCUGCGGUCAUGGAUCCGUGAUUUUCUGCUUUGCUCCUGUACUUAAUCACACUGAGAGAAAUUAAAGUGUGUUGUCUGAGUUUAAAAGGCAGGAAGCUCACAUGAGCCUGCUGUUGUGCUUCUCUAUGCACCAGGCACAUGCUUGCAUACAUAAGGCUCGAUUUCAGAUUGAAACUAAAGCUGUUCAUCUAAUUCAUAAUUUCAGAGUGAAAACACAAACAUAAAAUUUGGAAACAUAGUCACUGGACCUCAGACAGUAGAUUAUGAUCAGGUUCUAGGGGUCAGCAUUGGCCUAUGCUGACCACCAAAAGGCCGCUUUCCUUGUUGUCCCUCUCUAUGACUACUAUUGUUUAAUACUUCAAUGUGGAAGAGAGCAUAAAUCCCUGAUUAGACGAACUGAAGGUAAUGGAAACCAAGGGUAAUUUCUCCUUCUCCAGUUUCCCCUGGGAUCAAUAAAGUAUGACUAUGACUAUGUUUGCCUGCCCUUUCCUAGUACAGUGCUCCCAUUGCAGGUGCUUUGAACUUGGUAGGUAUACUCAAAAUACAUUAAGUGCCAUUGGCAAAGGAAGUUGUUUCUGAUGGUGAAGUAUUUCAGGAUGGACUAUCGCUUGGUUAACUUCUUGCUGAAGAAAUCCAUAACUCUAAACUCUGCACUGGUUUCAUUCCUGCACAGCUGUUAGUUCAUCAUAGUCCUUGAACGUGCUUCGCAAUUGCUUGUGCUGUCUCAGUAGCAGUGAUGGAAAGGCAGAAUUGAAGCAGAAAGCAACUUUAUCAAAUGGGAUAAAGUUGUUUAUCAAACCAUGUAUGAGAAGAAUGAAAUUGAGAGUCAGCAAAGGAACCUUGGUAAAGUAAUCUAAACCUGCACUCUGAGAGACAUUUAAUUCACAUCAGAAAUUCCCAUAUCAAUAAUAAUGGUGGCAUUCACAACUAUAGUCACUGAAGUAUUGUAUAACAAUGAAUAUAUUACUGACAUCAAUACAAAGACAAUUAUUAUUCGAAGGUUAGUGAGUAAUAGUCAAAAUGGUGUCAGGAAGUCUAGAAGAAAUUUUCAUCUAAAAAUAAUAUAUUUGCUGCCUGAUAAAACAAUAAAACCUAUGUUUACUUGGAUCUGAAUACCUUUAGGGCUUAAAAUCAGUUUCACAGAUAUUUGAUGAAACAAUGGUGAAUCUCAAAGACAUUAAUUGCAGAUACAAGUAUGAAUGUGUUUCUUAAUUUCCUCCCUUACCCUUGUUUCUGUUAAGACAGCCAAAUGCCUCUUUAGUACUCCAAUAGCUGUACGGUGGACAUCACUGGUACACUACUGUAAUCAUGGGUGCUUGCUAUUAUUGUAACUAAAUGCAUAUCAGAAUUUUGGAUGAGCUCAUGGCAAAAUUCAAGCCACAAACAGUGCCCCAUUGUAGUCAAUUUACACAGGUUUCCUGAAACAUGUUCAAGUUCAGCUGGCCUGCCUGAAAACGGGAACAGUGGCAUGAGAACAGCCAAAUGAGUCAUGAAGUAAGCAACUGGAACAAUUUUGUAGGUUUGCCUUUUUAAAAUGGGAUAGAAUUAGAAUUUGGGUGAGAACCAUGAAGUGUGCAUCAUAGCUAAUAUCAAUAUCAUUUAGUCUGCAUCUUCCUGAUUGGUUUGAUUCCUCUACUCGAUAUUAAUGGCUUUGCAGGAUCUGUGAUAGUUUCUGAUAGGAGCUGAAAAUCCAGCUAGUUUCCCUCUGUCAGCAGGGCCACGAUAGAUGAGAAAUGCAGCCAGCAGCUGACUUGGGACAUAAUCACCGAAAGAUUUAGACAGCAAGAGCCUCAUUUAUACAUUCACCAGCCAGCUACCUUGCUGGGGAUGCAGUCUCCUAGGAGUGUACUGGGUCACAGUGGACACAUGGGGAUAUUUUCUUCUUUUUAGCACCCUGAUUUAUAAAGGACAAUGUUGCAUGAGUCAGAUGAUAGAGGUCACAAAUAAAUACCUUAUUGUCUUCUGUGUUAUCCUUUGCCUCUUCAUUCAUGUCUUUCCUAGCUUUUAUCAUAUUGAAGUUUCCCCAGUAAUCGCCAGGCUCACUUCCUGAAAUUACAGCUUUCUUCUACUCCAUUAACUGCCUGUUCAAGUAACGCCAAACCUUUUAGGUACCUUUACUUCCCUUGAUAUUUUCUGACUUCAUUGUGACUCAUUUGCUUGGAGCGUCCUGACAGCAUGGCUUCAUUUUCCUGUUUUAAGCUUUCCAAUAGGACCAGUUUGAAAGUGAGCUUAGCACUCAUAUAGAAUAUAGAACGAUAGAGCACAGGAACGGCCUCUUCAGCCCAGUGCCAAUCUAAACUAAUUCCAUUUGCCUGCACUUGUAUAUAUCCCAUUAUUACUUGCCCAUGUAUCAGUCUACAUGCUUCUUAAACAUUGCUAUUGCAUCUGUUUCUCCCACCUACCAUGGCAGCAUGUUCUCUCUGUAAAAGAACUUGCCUCAUUAAUCUCCUUAAAAUUUUUCCCCUUUCACCUGACUUCCAGUAUUUGACAUUUCUACUUUGGGAAAAAGACUCUGACUAU
Mobula hypostoma (lesser devil ray) is the source of this 5834-nucleotide messenger RNA. It is a transcript of the gene fggy, whose product is annotated as FGGY carbohydrate kinase domain containing. The transcript has 16 exons. The record is from RefSeq and is a predicted model, not a curated record. Gene Ontology annotation, biological process: carbohydrate phosphorylation; pentose metabolic process. Gene Ontology annotation, cellular component: cytoplasm. NCBI's taxonomy places the organism in Eukaryota, Metazoa, Chordata, Chondrichthyes, Myliobatiformes, Myliobatidae. The coding region runs from base 834 to 2396 and encodes 520 amino acids. Gene Ontology annotation, molecular function: D-ribulokinase activity.